Naegleria fowleri is the source of this 1929-nucleotide messenger RNA. RefSeq lists its product as uncharacterized. The transcript is spliced from 2 exons. Bases 1 to 1929 code for a protein of 642 amino acids. Lineage: Eukaryota; Heterolobosea; Eutetramitea; Acrasida; Naegleriidae. The record is from RefSeq and is a predicted model, not a curated record.
AUGGGAAGAAGAGAAUUAUAUCGAAACAAAGCGAGCCUUCAUAAUGCUGCUCCUCUUGCUGCAGCCCAUUCUCAACCUCUUGGAAUUACCAUCGGAGCAAGAACUACAGCUCUCAAACCUCCAAAGUAUUACAUUCCUCGUGAAUAUUAUGAGAAAAUUCUGAAAUAUAUGAGAACCAAAGAACAGACCAAUGAGCUUGCACAGGCUCUUACGAAAUACUUGUUUUCUCCAAAGGAUUGGAACUACUUCUAUUUUGAACAUCGGUGGAAGGAAUAUGCCAAUGUGAGGAGAGCUUUACGUAAAUUAGUUCAAAUGGGAACAUUGCAAACCUUAUUGAGAGGUAAAUACUUUGUGGAAGAGGAUGGAGAGGAGAAGGGUGGAAAAUCAUCACCCAAUACCGCCUCUUUUUCUUCUCAAGAAACGAACAAGACAACAUUAGAAUCCUCAUUAGCAACUCAAUCAAAGAAUUUUGAAGAAAUUAUUGUUAAAGAUGAAAGGAAUGAAAUAGAUCAACAAAAUAUUGCAACAUCAAAGAAAAACAAAAAGAAGAGAAGGAAAAAGAAGCAACAAGAAGAGGAAGAUUUAGAUCUUGAUGACGAUGAUGACAAUGGUGAUGAUGGAACAUUUGACGGAUUCGAAAUACAGAGAGAAGAGGAUAAAGAACCUUUAUAUGAAUUGAAUGAGUGGAAAGAGGAUAAGAAACAAAAGAAAAAGAAUGCAAAAAAUGGCAAUAAGAAUUCAAAAAAGCAAAUCGAAGAAGAGGAACAAGGCACAGAGGAUCAAUUGCUUAACGAAGACAACUUUAAAGAAGAACAGGGCGUCCCAGUUCGAACCGUUCAUAUUGAUUUUAACAGCAUUAAGAAAACUUGCUGUCAAACUGAAAAAAUUGAUUGUGCAGAAUAUGAUUCUGUUGUGCAUAUUACUUCAUCAGGAGCAAAAAAACCCUCAAAACAUCAUCACAACAAGGAAUUAGAGGAUACAAAUGCUUUGCAUCACACAAUUAUUCAAGUUGUGGAGGGUGACGUCCUGUCAACUGCACUGAUGUUGAAAAGAUCCAACAAAAUGAAUCCCUUGAUUUUGAUUAGUGGCAGCCAAACGUCACCUGCCGGGUCGUAUUCAAAAGGAGGAAAUACUCAAGAGGAGGAUGUGUGCCGAAGAUCGGCUUUGGCUCUUGCAUUGGCUGACCCUUAUCGCUUUGAUGAAAACAGAACUUGGACUUAUCCAUUGCCAGAAUUUGGAGGUGUUUAUGUUCCUCAUUGUUUAGUGAUUCGUCAACCAAAGAGUGAGGGUUAUGCAUUUUGUAAACAUCCUGCCACGAUCAGCAUGAUGGUCAUGUAUCCUUACAUUAAUCCUCCCACAGAGAAGAGAAAAGUAGCUGACCCUUCUACAGUUGUGACAGAAAAUGAUGAACACUCCGAUGAAGAUAUACAAUAUGAAUUGUUUGUUACAAGCAAAUUGGCGAAUUCAAUCAAAAAGAAAAUUGCUUCCUAUUUUGAAAUUGCCUUAAGAAAAGGCCAUGACUCGCUAGUAAUUGGCUCCUUUGGAUGUGGUAAUACUCACUCAAACCCAGCCUAUCACAUUGCUUCAUUGUUUAAGGAAGUUUUGUCAAGUGACAUUUUCAAAGACAAGUUCAAAGCUGUCAUUUUCUCAAUUUCACAGGACAACGAGUCAGACAGUAAAUUAAAGAACGACUCUGAAGAAAAUUUGGAUGAAGAGUCAGAAGAAAGCAGCGAUAAACAAGUCGCUGCUGAUGAAGACGAAUUGACAGACGAGCUUGAAAUUUCUAUCUCUGUCGAACAGCCAAGCACGAAUACUUCUCCAUCAAAGAAGAAUAAUUUAUCAAUUUUCUCCAAAGUCUUUCACGGAAAAGAAGAUGCUCCCACUGCCGAACAUUUCAUUUCCACCAUGCCCUCUUCCGUCACUCUUUGA